AUGGCCAGCCCGUCCGAGAGCAAGGGUUUCGACUCGAUUCCCGAGGCGAUCCAGGCGUUCCGUGACGGCCAGUUCAUCGUCGUGGUAGACGAUCCGCGGCGGGAGAACGAGGGCGACCUGAUCAUCGCGGCCGAGGACGUGACGACCGAGCAGAUGGCCUUUCUGGUGCGCCACUCGUCGGGCAUCAUCUGCGCGCCGCUGUUGCCGGCACGGGCAGCCCGCCUGGGCCUGCCGCCCAUGGUGGCCGACAACGAGGAUGUGCGGGGGACGGCCUACACCCUGACCGUGGACGCGGCCGACGACGUGGUGACGACGGGCAUCAGCGCCCACGACCGCGCCCUGACAUGCCGGCGGCUGGCUGACGACGACGCCGUGCUGGCUGCCGUGGCCGGCUCUGGCCCUUCGGCCUUCCGUCGGCCAGGUCACGUGCUUCCGCUACAGGCUCGUCUCGGUGGCGUUUGCGAGCGUCGCGGCCAUACUGAGGCUGCCGUCGACUUCUGCCGGCUGGCCGGCAAGCGCCGUGUCGCCGUCAUCUCCGAGCUUGUUGACGACGGUGACGCCGUGCCCGGCCAGGCUAUCCGCACCGGCUCUGACAUGCUUCGCGCCGACGGCUGCAUCGCCUUUGCCCGCACCUGGGGGCUCAAGGCCUGCACCAUCGCCGACCUCGUCGCCUACCUCGAGCAGACCCGGCCGCAGAAGUUUGCCGGGCCGCAGGAAGAUGAGGCCUAG
This is a messenger RNA of Grosmannia clavigera kw1407, 729 nucleotides long. Its product is annotated as dihydroxy-2-butanone 4-phosphate synthase. Gene Ontology annotation, cellular component: cytosol; mitochondrial intermembrane space. The record is from RefSeq and is a predicted model, not a curated record. The transcript has 2 exons. Gene Ontology annotation, biological process: aerobic respiration; riboflavin biosynthetic process. NCBI's taxonomy places the organism in Eukaryota, Fungi, Ascomycota, Sordariomycetes, Ophiostomatales, Ophiostomataceae. Gene Ontology annotation, molecular function: 3,4-dihydroxy-2-butanone-4-phosphate synthase activity. The coding region runs from base 1 to 729 and encodes 242 amino acids.